Messenger RNA from Eurypyga helias (sunbittern), 3139 nucleotides. RefSeq names its product YEATS domain containing 2 (gene YEATS2). The annotation marks the transcript as partial. Gene Ontology annotation, cellular component: NuA4 histone acetyltransferase complex. The record is from RefSeq and is a predicted model, not a curated record. Gene Ontology annotation, molecular function: histone binding. Lineage: Eukaryota; Metazoa; Chordata; Aves; Eurypygiformes; Eurypygidae. The transcript has 21 exons. Gene Ontology annotation, biological process: chromatin remodeling; regulation of transcription by RNA polymerase II.
AUGUCCGGGAUCAAGAGGGUCAUCGCGGAGAAGGACCCCGACUACGAGGAGAUCGCUGUCACGCACCCCAGCAAGCGUCACAAAGCGGCCGAACAGUCAGCUCGAGAUGUUGCAGUGCAGAAGAUCGAGACGAUUAUAAAAGAACAGUUUGCUGUUGAAAUGAAGAGUAAAGAACAUGAAAUUGAAGUUAUAGAUCAGCGCCUGAUUGAAGCGAGGAGGAUGAUGGAUAAGCUGCGUGCCUGUAUUGUGGCUAACUAUUACGCAUCUGCUGGUCUCCUUAAAGCUGGAGAGGGGACCAGGACAUGUGAUGCGACAAUUCUUAAUCACCCGUCAAUCAAGAAAUUCUUGGAAUCACCCUCCAGAUCGUCAUCUCCAGCUAACCAGGGCUCGGACACUCCAUCUGCCAACCACUCCGAGAGUGACUCGCUCUCUCAGCACAAUGACUUUCUCCUGGACAAAGACAAUGGCAACUUGGAUGCAGACGAGCGUCUGACAAACAGCCUGGACCAGAGACAGAGCAGAAAUACUGCCCGGGACAGUUCGGGUGUUUCAAGCUCUCAAAAACCAGGACAACGAAAUGCCGGACUGUCAAAUGAUGAAACUUCACGGCUUUAUGUGAAGAAAACGAUUGUGGUUGGCAACGUCUCCAAGUACAUUCCCCCUGACAAGAGAGAAGAAAAUGAUCAGUCGACCCAUAAAUGGAUGGUGUAUGUGCGAGGCUCUCGGAGAGAACCCAGCAUAAAUCAUUUUGUCAAGAAAGUUUGGUUCUUCCUCCAUCCCAGUUACAAACCUAAUGACCUGGUAGAAGUGAGAGAACCUCCGUUUCACCUGACCAGGAGAGGCUGGGGAGAAUUUCCUGUGAGAGUCCAGAUUCACUUCAAGGACAGCCAGAACAAGAGGAUCGAUAUCAUACACAAUUUGAAGUUGGACAGGACCUACACAGGCCUGCAGACACUUGGCGCAGAAACGGUAGUGGAUGUGGAGCUGCAUAGGCAUUCCCUUGGCGAGGAGUAUCUCUUCUCCCAGUCCUCGGAGUCUGACCUUUCUGACGCUCCUACGUCUUUACCACUGCCGUUGAGUAUCCCAGCACCAGUCAAAGCUUCCUCACCAAUUAAACAGUUGCGGGACUCCAGCCCAGAUGCUUCCGUGGAGAAAGGAUUCCCUGGGAAUGCUGAAACCGAAAGACAUGCCACGUUUUAUUCCCUGCCAUCUUCGAUAGAACGGACUCCCACCAAGUUAGCCACACAGAAAGUUGCCUUUGGCUCUCAUGGAAAUUCAGCCUUUCAACCCAUUGCAGCUAGCUGUAAAAUAGUGCCUCAAGGUCAGAGUCCAAGCCCUGCAGAGUCGCCAGGAAAAUCCUUCCAGCCUAUCACCAUGAGUUGCAAGAUUGUAUCAGGUUCUCCAAUAUCGACCCCUAGUCCAUCUCCGCUACCUCGUACCCCAACCUCCACUCCGGUGCACAUGAAGCAAGGCUCUGCUAGUUCAGUCAUUAAUAAUCCGUAUAUUAUUGUGGACAAGCCUGGACAGAUGGUUGGAGCAGCAGCCACAAGCACAGGGAGCCCGACCAGCAAACUGAGCAGUGGUUGUCAGGCCUCUCACAGAACUGGAUCUCCGGUGUCGAAGACCCAUGGGAGCAGUUUUGUCACCUCAGUUGUCAAGCAGGAGGAUUCUCUGUUUGCCACCAUGCCACCCCUUUGUCCCAUCGGGAGUCAUUCCAAGGUACAAAGCCCCAAAUCAGUCACUGGAGGACUUGGAGCUUUUACAAAGGUGAUAAUAAAGCAGGAGCCGGGAGAGCUGCCCCAGCAACCCCAACUACCAGCGACAGGGACGACCACGCAGACCUCUGUGCAGCAGUAUGUCACUGUAAAAGGGAGCCACAUGUUAGCUUUGUCACCGCAGAAGCCGGUCGUGAGCACAGGCGAGGGGACGGUGCAGUCUAAGGUUGUUGGCAUUCCAGUCGGUUCUGCUUUACAGUCGACAGUCAAACAAGCGGUGGCUAUCAGUGGUGGCCAGAUACUCGUGGCAAAAUCUAGCUCUUCAGUAGCAAAGGCUGUUGGGUCGAAGCAGGUUGUGACUCAAGGUGUAGCCAAAGCCAUCGUGAGUGGAGGUGGAGGGACAAUUGUUGCUCAGCCCGUGCAGACUAUAACGAAGGCGCAAGUUUCUUCCACGGGUGCCCAGAAGAGUACCUCUCAAGGCUCAGUGAUGGCCACACUGCAGUUACCAGCCACCAACCUGGCAAACCUGGCAAACUUGCCACCAGGCACCAAACUGUACCUCACCACCAACAGCAAGAAUCCUUCUGGGAAAGGAAAACUGCUUCUGAUACCCCAAGGAGCCAUACUGCGAGCCACAAAUAAUGCUAGUCUCCAAUCUGGUUCUUCUACGAGUAGUGGAGGAGGAACAACAACCCAAAGCACAAGCAGUAAUUUGUCACAGCACCUCACCUAUACAUCCUACAUCCUGAAGCAGACACCCCAGGGCACCUUUCUGGUCGGCCAGCCUUCUCCUCAGAGUUCUGGGAAGCAGCUGACUCCAGCUUCAGUUGUUCAGGGCAGUGUAGGAGUCGGAGCAUCUUCCACACAAGGACAAGCACUAAAAGUGAUAACUGGACAGAAAACAGCUCUGUUUACACAGGCUGCACCCAGUGGACAGACGUCGCUGGUGAAAAUAUCAGACGGGUCCAUCAAAUCCGUGCCUGCCUCAUCCCAGCUCUCCAAACCUGGCACCACUGUGCUGAGGGUAUCAGGAGGUGUUAUCACCACAGCUGCUGCUCCUGCCGUGGCCCUUCCUACAAACGGGGUGGCCCAGCAAGUAGAUAAUGCAGGUUCCAGUUCAUCAUCUUCUGGUGCUCCUGCAGCAAAGACAGCUGGACAACAACACCAAAUCUGUAUAAGCCAGAGCCAGUCGACUUCGUCAGUAGUGAAUAAGACUGCUACUUCUACUGUUGUAAGUGUUGCUUCUCUGAUGACUACACCAACGCCUGUGACUGGAAAAGCUGCAGUAUCAGGGUUGCUAAAAAUCCACUCAAAUCAGUCUAGUCCACAGCAGGCUGUUCUGACAGUUCCCAGCCAGCUUAAACAGCUCGGUGUAAACACAGCUUCUGGAGGUGUUCAGACAAUACUCAUGCCUAUGAACAAAG